GGUUUUGAUUAUAUAUAAGUACACUUUAUGGCUAUUGAUUUACUGUUCAAUCGCCGCAGCUAACAUGAAAUUAUUAGUUGCAACCGUAACAUUAGUGUUGCUUUGCAAAGUUCAAUCACUCAGAGCAGAAUGUAGUGUUCCAAGUGAAACUGUCGUAAGUGGAUCCUUGAAGCCCAGCAAUUUUGCCGAGCUGUGUCCGGGCGAGUUAAUUUUCGAAGAUCAAUUUAACUUCCUUGACUUCGAAAGGUGGCAGCAUGAAAUUACACUGUCGGGCGGCGGCAAUUGGGAGUUUGAGUACUACCUGAACAACAGAUCAAACAGUUACACUGAAAAUGGUAAUUUGCACAUCAGACCUACGUUCUUAGCUGAUGAUUAUGGUGACGAUUAUAUUUAUUCUGGAACUCUGGAUGUCAAUGGGGGUGCACCCGCUGAUGCCUGCACAAAUCCAGCUUUUUACGGAUGCAGUCGCACUGGAACCAGUGACAAUGCUUUGAAUCCAAUCAAAACUGCCAGGAUCAGAACCGUCGAAUCAUUCUCAUUUAAGUACGGUACUGUUGUAGUAAGAGCAAAAAUGCCAGCUGGCGAUUGGUUGUGGCCUGCCAUAUGGCUCUUACCUCGUUACAAUGCAUAUGGAACUUGGCCUUCUUCUGGUGAAAUUGAUCUUUUGGAAAGCCGCGGAAACAAGGAUUAUGUCAAUCCAAAUGGAAUGAACGUAGGUACUCAACAAGUCGGCCAUACUCUCCAUUGGGCUCCUUCUGUUGGUGCAAAUCAAUGGGCCAAAACUCAUUUCGAUAAAAAUGAUCCUGCUGGCUACGACACUGAUUUCCAUAUCUACAAACUAGUCUGGAACUCGAAUGGAUUUAUAUUUUACAUCGACAAUGAGGAGGUGGGCGUCAUCAAUCCCCCAGAGGGCGGAUUUUGGGAAAUGGGCGAAUUCGCAAGCACCGGAGUGGAAAAUCCCUGGGUAGCUGGAACAAAAAUGGCCCCAUUUGACCAACAGUUUUAUCUGAUUAUAAACUUGGCUAUUGGUGGUGUCAACUAUUUUUCGGAUGAAAAUACGAACGCUGGAGGUAAACCUUGGUCUAACGAAUCACCCACAGCUUCAAGCGACUUUUGGGGUGCAAGAAGCCAAUGGGAACCCUCAUGGAAUAGAAAUACCGACAGUUCACAUUUGAUUGUCGACUAUGUUCAAGUUUACGCUGCGUAGGUUUACUGGUUUUUUAUUCAUUGUAAUAUAAUAUUUAAAGGU
Molecule: messenger RNA, 1249 nt
Organism: Dendroctonus ponderosae (mountain pine beetle)
Lineage: Eukaryota; Metazoa; Arthropoda; Insecta; Coleoptera; Curculionidae
Product: beta-1,3-glucan-binding protein
Exons: 1
Coding region: 65-1207 (380 amino acids)
Biological process (GO): carbohydrate metabolic process
Molecular function (GO): hydrolase activity, hydrolyzing O-glycosyl compounds
Source: RefSeq, a predicted model, not a curated record